This is a messenger RNA of Besnoitia besnoiti, 543 nucleotides long. RefSeq lists its product as uncharacterized. The transcript has 3 exons. NCBI's taxonomy places the organism in Eukaryota, Apicomplexa, Conoidasida, Eucoccidiorida, Sarcocystidae. Bases 1 to 543 code for a protein of 180 amino acids. The record is from RefSeq and is a predicted model, not a curated record.
AUGGGCGAAACUCCGCAAGAAUUAUUUGGCAGUGGGGCAUCAGGCCUCGCUCAGAACAGUGGAGCGGCGCCAUCUCUUGGCCACGAUGGGCAGCAUAUAAAGGGCGCUGUUGGUUUUAAAGCGUCGGCAACAGGCGGCGAAGCCGGUGGUGACAUUUCUACGGGGGUUUCGUUGCUUGAGCAGCACCUGUGGACUGGUGUUGCCAUCUGCUUUGUCGCCCUUGUCGUUUGGGUGCUUGGCAAGUGUGCAAUAUCAUUUGCGGACAAACGGGCAAUGCAGAGGGAGGCAGAAGGUCGGCAGAGAUGCCACGCAGCGCGGAUGCGUUAUGUUGAAAGACUCGAGGGUGCAAUGGAGGAAUUCAAGAAAACAGAAGAGUUUGAAAAGUUGGAGAAAGAAUCUGCGGAUAGAGAGAGAGGAAUUCAGCCAGAGCAUAGGCGGACGUGGCAGUCGCGGGGAAGCACCACUCACAGUGGACCGGCGGCUCCCACGUACCGUCCGAAUGUGUACGAUCGGUACCAAAUGCAACGAGGGAGAGGUGGCUGA